Messenger RNA from Drosophila montana, 1550 nucleotides. RefSeq lists its product as uncharacterized. The coding region runs from base 30 to 1196 and encodes 388 amino acids. NCBI's taxonomy places the organism in Eukaryota, Metazoa, Arthropoda, Insecta, Diptera, Drosophilidae. The record is from RefSeq and is a predicted model, not a curated record. The transcript has 5 exons.
GUCAGUCGUAAAGGUAACGUCGCCGCAAAAUGGUUGCGCCCAGCAAGUUAUUCGGGCCUCCACUCAAUCGCUUGCAUUGUGGACACAUUUUGCAUAGCCUGCCGGAUCAGAGCUGCACGAAGGCCCUGCUCUGGAAUCUGUAUCGCAAUCAUGUGUCCAGUGCCAAAUAUUACUUGCCAGAAUUGUUGUUUCCGAUAAUUUUAAAUUGGCGCCGGCAAACUAAAAGUCGUCUGUGGGCUACAGUGAAAAACUAUUUGGAAACGACGCAUUUCGUCUCGACAAUAAACGCCCUCACAAUCUACUUGCUAUGCAUCUUUCGGCGACUAAACGGACGUUACAUUUACCUUUACACUCCGUUUAUACCCUGUUAUCUGGCAUCGCAGAUCACCUGGUGGGCGCCACCCAAAGUGCUGCAGUUCUAUGUGACGGGCGUCACGCAUGCGGCUAUGGAGGGCAUACUGCGUCAGCUGAAUGUGAGCCUGGUGCACUCCCGACCUGCUCAGACGCUGAUAUUCAUGCUGUGCUCGCUGGUGGUACUGCGGCAGCAACAGGCACAUGGCUAUUCUGGUUUCUGGUUCAUCAAGCCGGCCCGGGUGCCGCUGGACUAUAACGAGUGGUCCUUGGAGCGGCGUCUUAAGCAGGCCCUACUGGAGUUACGCACCUAUCUUGGCAUUGGUUUGGGCUUAGAUGUGUUCAAUGCCAUACUGCGUAUGGAACUUAAGAAUCUCAACUUCAAGUCUACAGGCUUUAUGCUAGCUUAUAUGGCGUCAUACAAACUCGUACAAUGUUUGCUGGCGAGCAGAUUGGAGUUAAGGUACACCAAUUUACUGGCGGCGUUCCUAAGUGGCAGUUCCCUCGGGCUGUUCAAUCGCAAUCCCCUAAGCUUCAUGUGCUUGGCCGUAGUCACUGCAAUUCAAGUAUUGUGGCAACAGCUGUGUACUGUGGAUGCCAGCCACAACAGGCUGAUGGCUGCUGCGCAGCGCAUACCCUGGGGUAAGCUGCUUAUGCCACCCAACCUGGCAUAUUUGUUGCACAGCAUGAUCUUCCAGCGUCAUGUAGUGAAUGGCUUGGCCAAGUCAUUUAUAAACAAUACGUGCGAUAAAAACGUUCAACGUGUUUACUCUUUUUUGAACCUACCCAUUGAAACAAUAAUGACCACAGUUUAUGAAUUACCAAUAACCCCUUUCUUAUUUUAGCUGAAAUAAGAAGCUUACAUGCUGACAAAAAGACGUUAUAAAAUGAAAUUUUAAAAUAUCCGGCCUGCCAACUCGUUGCUAGAAAUGGAUUUCGUGGCGUUGCCACAUUGCUUGCAAACAAAUAAAACUAAUUCCAACAAUUUUCAAUUUGAAAUAGCUUAAGCUUUUUCGGGGAAACAUACGAUCGGUUAUCUUGAGUAUAUUUUACAUUAAUAUUCACUGGAAUUUAGACAAAUGCAUCAGGUGCUGACGCUUCGUAGCAAAUGUAGACAACUGUACGUGAUGAGAAUAAAAAAUAUUUAAUUUUUUGCGCAACUUGGUAAAUAAAAGUUAAUAGCUUGGAUUCAUUGAUUA